UUAUUUUUUUCUAAUAAAAAAUCUCUCUCUCUCUAUAUAUAUAUCUCUCUCUUUUCAUUUUUCACUUUCAUCCAUGGAAAAAAGAUCACAAACCCCACCACUCCAUCAUCAUUAUCAUCAUCAUCAUCAAUCUCUCACCAUGAACCUUUCCAGUGAAACUGAAAUAGAAUGCAUUGAUCAUCAAGAAGAAACACAACAACAUCAAAAUCAACUAUCACCAAUCAACAACAACAAUAAUCACCUGCAUGUAGAUGAAAAAUCAUUCACAAACAAAAGGUACAUGCCCCUUUUGAUAAUCAACUACCUCUUGCUCUUUGUUGGUUCCAUCUCAUCAAGUUUACUCUCAAAAUACUAUUUCAUCCACAAAGGUUCAAGCAAAUGGGUUUCAACUUGGGUUCAAUGUGCUGGUUUCCCUCUCUUAAUCAUCCCAAUUUAUUUCCCUUAUCUUAUCAAUUCAACCAAAAGAACUCCCUUUACAGAUUUCACUUCAAAAAUGAUAACUUUAUCGAUUUUCGUCGGUAUCAUGUUAGGGUUGAACAAUCUUUUAAUCUCAUGGGGUGUUGCUUAUCUUCCAGUUUCAACUUCAGCACUUCUGUUAUCUUCACAACUUGUUUUCAAUCUCAUUCUCUCAGCCAUCAUAGUGAAACAAAAAAUCACUUUUUCCAAUCUCAAUUGUGUUAUCCUUUUAACCAUAAGUUCAAUCAUUCUUGCACUGAAUUCCAGUGGCGAAAAACCAGAAGGGCUAACAAAAAAAGAAUACUUUAUUGGAUUCUUUUGCACCAUAUGUGCAGGGUUGUUAUUUGCACUUUAUUUACCGGUGAUGGAAAAAGUUUAUAAACAAGUUUAUAGUUAUGAAAUGGUGAUGGAAAUGCAACUUAUAAUGGAGAUUGCAGCAACAGUUUUAGCGACUGUGGGAAUGGCGUUUGAUGGUGGAUUUUCUGAGAUGAAGAGAGAAAGUGAAGAAGUCUUCGAUAAGGGAAGUGAAGUUUAUUGGGUGACGGUUAUGGCGAAUGUGGUGACGUGGCAGUUUUGUUUCAUGGGAACUGCUGGGAUGGUGUUUUUUACAUCUUCAUUAACAAGUGGGAUUUGUAUGACAACAUUGUUAUCAAUGAAUGUGUUGGGUGGUGUUUUGGUUUAUAGAGAUGAGUUUGGUGGUUUUAAAGCUGUUUCAACUGUUUUGUGUUUGUGGGGAUUUUGUUCUUAUGUUUAUGGAAUAUAUGUUAAGAUGUUGGAAGAUAAAGGGAGAAUGGUGAACAAAAAUGAUGAUUCAUUCAUGGACCAGGAUGAGGAGGAAUGGAAGCGCAACUUGCUAAAUGAAUAACCAAGUAAUGGAAUGUAUAAGCAGUUGAAUGAAUAAUCGAGGAAAUCUCAUCUUUGUAUUUCAUAUAUAUUUUCUUAAUAAACAACUGUUGUAUUUUAUAUGAUUUUUUUAAUUUAUCUAUUCUCUCGGUUGGAUAGUCCAAUCCAGAGAAAAUAUCUUUUGCAUGUAUUUCUGAGAACUA
Molecule: messenger RNA, 1502 nt
Organism: Lathyrus oleraceus (garden pea)
Lineage: Eukaryota; Viridiplantae; Streptophyta; Magnoliopsida; Fabales; Fabaceae
Product: probable purine permease 4
Exons: 1
Coding region: 74-1321 (415 amino acids)
Cellular component (GO): membrane
Molecular function (GO): purine nucleoside transmembrane transporter activity
Source: RefSeq, a predicted model, not a curated record